Molecule: messenger RNA, 1263 nt
Organism: Cyphellophora attinorum
Lineage: Eukaryota; Fungi; Ascomycota; Eurotiomycetes; Chaetothyriales; Cyphellophoraceae
Product: putative FAD-binding protein C12C2.03c
Exons: 2
Coding region: 1-1263 (420 amino acids)
Biological process (GO): homocysteine metabolic process
Cellular component (GO): cytosol
Molecular function (GO): [methionine synthase] reductase (NADPH) activity; FMN binding; flavin adenine dinucleotide binding
Source: RefSeq, a predicted model, not a curated record
AUGGCCUCGACGCUACGGGCACCGCCCAACCCUAUACUCAUGAAAUCGAGCUCUCACCCAGAGAACCCUAUACCAGAAGAGCCCAAGCAGUCGCGACAGCUCUCGACGUCGACUUCAGAUCCCAGCCAGUCACCGCGGUCGCAACCAGUAGAUGAGGUAUAUUCAGACGAUGCAUCGAGUAUAGACACCACCCCCUCAACACCUCCCGAAACCUCAGACGACUUCAUUGAUAAUCUACCACACAUUGCACCACACAGCAAGAAACGACGGGCAUCAACGAUACUGGUGUCUCAAGGCACGGAAGAUGUCAAUCGCAUUCUUGGACUCGGUGGCACAGUCGGCCUCAUACAGAAAACCUGCUGCGGAGGCGGGUGUUGCAAGUCACAGCAAUUGAAACCUGCUGACCCAGGUGCUCUACGAGUUCCAUUCCUACUACCAGACUCCGCCGCAUACAGAAGUCUCGACAUCCGGUUAGGAGAGCUUGCGCUAGAUAGUGAGCUACUUGACAUCGUGGACAUGCCAGCAAAGACCGUGUCAUUUGAGAAGAUCGGUUCGUCAGAUCAGCCACAGAAUAACCGCACAUCAGCACAGUCGCCCGCGGAAGUGCUCAAGCACCCACCAAACUUCGUCCAACCUCAUCCGCCUUACCAGGUCUUUUCAGCACCACUAUAUCACGCUCGAGAACUGACCAAGCCUGGCGCCGAAAAGCGCACAUUUCAUUUCGACCUCGAUGUCACCGACUAUCCCGUCGAGGGAGGUGACGUCGACUUCGUCGUUGGGGGUGCCAUCGGUGUUUGUGCGCCCAACCCGCAAGAAAUCGUCAACGAAGUUUUCGACAGACUUGGCAUACCGAGCUUUGUGCGAGACAAGCCCGUCCUAAUGAAGACAGUAUCAGGCCGCUGGCCAACAAUAUGGGGCGAAGACGAAGCCCGCGAACUAAUCUUCCGCCUCCUAGCCGAAUACGCCGAAGACGAGCACGAAAAGAAGAUCCUCCUCUACCUCUCCUCCGCUCAAGGCCAAGCCGCCUUCUGCGAUCUCCGAACCGGACCCUACAUCACCAUCCUCCAAGUCCUCACCGCAUUCCCCUCUUCUCGCCCGCCACUCGACCAUUUUCUCUCUAUCCUCAACCAACUCAUGCCCCGCUUCUACUCCCUCUCCCAAGACCCCAAGGUUUCCGCCACGCGCGACAACCGCCGCAUCAUCGAAAUCGCCGUCACAGUCCACGAGUCCGUCAACUACGAUGCGUCCGCCGCACGGGCGUAG